AUGGAUACCGACGAACAUCAACUGUACCAAUAUGGCACUCCCCAGGCAAACAAUAGCUUCAAGCGACCGCGUCGUAGCCUACAGAGUUCCACGCCCCUUAGCAGCGUGACGGAGAGCGCGUCGCCCUCACCACGACUGUCUGGCCAGCUGUCGCUCACACCCGAGGUUAUCGAUCACAUUAAUGCAUUGAAGCAUCUCGACGACAAGCAAAUUCUACUAUUGCUACAAGCUGCACGAAGCAAUGGAGACUCCAUGCGCAGCCUCUCCAGUAUGUCGGGCCCUGACAGGUCGUCAAUGGCCAGCCUCGGCAGCCGCAAUUCGUUCCUUAGCGUACCUUCGAGCAGAGUUACAAGCAUGAUGUCCGAUCCCAGGUCUUCGAUUGCCUCCACGGAUUCUUCCUUCACACACUACAGCGCCGUCUCCUCGCGCCUCUCGACCGCCUCAUCCCGUUUAUCUACCAUCUCCAAUACCUCCGCGCCCAAGAACUUUGCAUGCACGUUUUGCGACAAGGCAUUAAAGUCAAAGCCAUACUGGAAGUCACAUGAGGAGGAGUUCCAUGAGCAGCGGCUCACCUGGCGAUGUCCGGACUGCGAACAGAUAUUCCAUGCUGGCAAGCGGUUCCGUGAGCAUCACACGAAACUUCAUGGAUGCGAGAACUGCAAGCAGCCCAGAGAAAGCGGACAACCAACCAGCCGGAAGGCAUCGCCGUGUGUGAAGAAGUACGAGAUUGUCAUGCAUGACAAAGACGCGUGGGGGUGUGGAUUCUGCGCCUGCCUGUUGACUACCUGGGAAGAGCGAUGCGAGCACAUUGCCAUGCACUUUGAAGAGAAGAAGUCGAAGUGGAACUUUACCAAUGUGAUUCUGGGCCUUCUAAAGCAGCCUGAGGUGUCGGAAUCAUGGACUCGGUUGAUGACGCAACGGCACGGCGACGUACAGGACUAUCCUCGUUUCACCUGGGAGUCGAAGAAAUGUAACCGUCUACGAUACAAGCUCGAGACCAAAUGGGAUACACGGGUUUUCGAUGUCGACAAGGUUGUGCAAGAGACGUACGAUUUGGCAGAGAUCGAACCCGCGGAUAUUGCCGAACCUGCAGCUGAGACAGCGGCCGAAGUGCAAGAAGCUCCAGAGCCGACAGAGACCAUUAGCUGCAAGCUGGAGAUGGAUUUCGGGAACGAUCAGCGACUCCACUCGUCCCAUGGCAUCCCGACCGAGCACAUGAUGGAUCUCGACCCCGUGGACACUCCACAGGCUAUGCACCACGACUUGCAAUCAGCUCAAUGGCCCGUCACUACCGACAUAACGCAGACCACCAUGGCUACCGACCCUGGUAUGGGCGCUUUCGGAGGCUUUACGCCUAGCCAUAUGGCGCACAUGUCUACGGAUUUCUCCCAGCCUGUCACUCAAGGUUUCCAACCUUCUUGGUCAAAUGCGGGCUUUGUAUCGACGCCAGACCUAGUCGCUUUCCAGCAACAGAACUCUUACAUGAACUACAACGCCCCGAAAGAGGUUGUGCAGGUUCCGACAUCUCAAUAUGCCAACUUCGGCCAGUAUCCUCGGCAGAGUGUGCCUCCGAAUUUCAUGCAUCACACUAGCACCCCAUCAGCCUCUCGUCGUUACAUUCCCAAGCUGAUCAACAUCGCGAGUCGUCCGUCGAGUUCCCAUAUGUCUGACCAGCCUCCACCACCGCCGCCAAAGGAUGAGCACACCAACCGCUUCUCCAGGAUGAUCAUGAGACGGCGGCCCAGCAACAUCUCACAACAUACUGUUGUCUCGCAAAGAGACAUUGGGUGGAAUGAUGAGCUGAACUGGGGCUAA
Molecule: messenger RNA, 1815 nt
Organism: Didymosphaeria variabile
Lineage: Eukaryota; Fungi; Ascomycota; Dothideomycetes; Pleosporales; Didymosphaeriaceae
Exons: 3
Coding region: 1-1815 (604 amino acids)
Source: RefSeq, a predicted model, not a curated record